Rhea pennata is the source of this 6439-nucleotide messenger RNA. It is a transcript of the gene PGPEP1, whose product is annotated as pyroglutamyl-peptidase I. The coding region runs from base 21 to 650 and encodes 209 amino acids. The record is from RefSeq and is a predicted model, not a curated record. NCBI's taxonomy places the organism in Eukaryota, Metazoa, Chordata, Aves, Rheiformes, Rheidae. Gene Ontology annotation, molecular function: pyroglutamyl-peptidase activity. The transcript has 5 exons. Gene Ontology annotation, cellular component: cytosol. Gene Ontology annotation, biological process: proteolysis.
GGGCAGGGUCGGAGCGCGACAUGGAGAAGCCGCGGCGGGCGGUGGUGGUGACGGGGUUUGGUCCAUUUGGAGAACAUGCUGUUAAUGCCAGUUGGAUUGCAGUUCAGGAACUGGAGAAGCUAGGACUGCGAGAUGAUGUGGAUCUGCAUGUGUAUGAAAUCCCUGUUGAAUAUCAGACCGUGCAAAGACUAAUUCCUGCAUUAUGGAAAAAGCACAGUCCGCAACUGGUGGUUCACGUGGGUGUUUCGGGUAUGGCUACAACUGUAACUCUGGAGAAGUGUGGCCAUAAUGUAGGUUAUAAAGGCUUAGACAACUGCCGCUUCUGCCCAGGCUCUCAGUGUUGCGUAGAAGGUGGCCCAGAAUGCAUCGAUUCAAUUAUUGACAUGGACACAGUUUGCGAGAGAGUCUCAGCACUGGAGCUGGAUGUCACUGUCACUAUAUCUAAGGAUGCGGGCAGAUACCUUUGUGACUUCACUUACUAUACUUCCUUGUAUCAGAGCCGUGGGAGGUCUGCUUUUGUUCAUGUGCCUCCACUGGGAAAACCGUAUACUGCAGAACAGCUGGGUCGGGCACUACAGGCUAUAAUAGAAGAAAUGCUUGAUGUUUUGGAGCAUUCUGAAGAAAAAAUCAAUUGUCAGCAUGAACACUGAAACUGGGCAGAAACUACCUUAGUAUUGCACUUCCAAAAUUUUCCCUGCUACAGAGGUACUGGGGAGGACAGUCUGUCUGAAACGUACAGAACAAGAAUUGGAGACUUCAAAAAUGAAAAUUCCACUUCUAGAAAUCGACUUUUUUUUGGUCAAAAAUGUGCAUUUCAGCCUAGGCAACAAAGGAUUCAAAAUCUCUUCUUUUAAACACCUGCAACUACUCAUUUCUGCAGUGACUGAAGUAUGUGUGCUGUGCUUUACCCAGGGCUCAUCUGUCAGUCAAGUGACAGCUACUGACCAGUCUAAUACAGCACAGAUGGAAAGUUUCUCAUCAAGACUUGGCAUUCAGGUGCGGGGAAUUGAUAAAACCAUCUUCUAAUGACUAGUUCUUAAGUUGAAAGGUUUGCUUUCAUUUUGUUUUGAUUUUCCUUUUUGACCCAAAUUAUAGAUCAUAAUGUAAAAGUAUAACUGAAAAUAGUUGGAAUGAUGUGGCUUUAUCCAUUGUAAAACAGUACUUGUUGGAGACAAGGAGUCCUCUAAAUUGCUUUGCUAAAAUUUAAAAAUAUUUUAGGCACUGAUUUCUCACACACACACCAAUUGCCACAUAUUAGUGGGGCUCUCUGUAAUGUACUGGUUAACUGGUAGCUGCAAAUAGGAGGAAUGUGUUCUGGGUUCCUUUUGCUGUGAAGCAGGAGAUAGCUUUUUGUACACAGUAUGAACCUACCUUGCGCCAAAUACUUCCAAAUGUCUUUUUUAUUAUGAUCUUGAUGCCACCUUCCUCACUCAAAUCAACCAUAUACCUCCUGUACAAAAUGCAUUGUUUCGUAUGUGUAUAAAGCAAAUCAUUAGCGGUUAAAUAGCUUUGCUAAAGGCCACUUUCUCUGCAGGAGAUCUUUAUCCUAGACUCAUGGUGCUAGCUGUUAUUUUUAAGGUGAAGGUUGAGUAAUUUAUAACUUCCUUAGUUAUAAAUUUUCAUUCUCGUUAGAGGUUAGAUGAAGAGUAAUGUUUAACUUAAAUUCUGAGUUGUCACCUUGAUUUAUUAUAGGCAUAAAUAUGCUAACAUGUGAAUUCAAAGAUAUUUUGCCAAAUCAAAUAUUCUAAAAUCUUAAACCUAUUCCCACUGUCUGUAAACCAGAGACAGUUUUCUGAAAACUAAGAGUUUUGCCUAGAAUGAGUAGUCCAGGUUGUUUAUUAGUGCCCCCCCUCCCAAUGGGAGAAUGUGAAGCGCCGCUUCUUAUGUGGACUUUCCAAGUAAUUUAUUUGGGAAAAUGUGUAUACAGGUUCUGAGCAGGACUUUAAAAGUUAUUUAUGCUAGGAGUAUCAUUUGGUUCCAAAUUACAAGACUCCCAUGAAAGAAAGAGAAUGCCAUAGUGGGAACAGAAAUAAAAUUGGUGGUUGAAGACCAGGAUGUCUCGUUAAGGAGUCACUUAAAUGAGAAGGCCUGUGCUUUGAUUCUAAUAACUUUACAAAUAUAUGUAUAUAUAUAAAAAUCCCAAGAUUUUGAAACUUUUUAGAAUAUCAUUAUUUUAAUUUUUCUAAUUAUGGAUGAUUUUGCUACAGUAUCUCUCAGUGAGAGCUGCUAUUAACUUGCUGUUUUCCAGUAGAAGUUUGGUGAGGAAGAAAAUACCACUUCUCCUUGUAACUCUUGAGAGAGGAUGCAGACUUUUGCGGUUGUAAUAACUUUGCUAAGGGAAGCUCUGUAUGAAAAUGUUUGGAUAUACUUCUGGCCUACCAACCAAAAUACUACUGUACUUUCUAUCAAACGAAUUUGCCUUCAAAGUAAAUGUUUUCUUUUGCAUUAAAAUACAAAGUAGCACUUAUCAGAUUGUCAGGCAGGCAGGCAGACUUUCUGAUUAGUAAUUUAUUAUAUUUAAUGUUUUGUUUAAGUAUUGGUGAUUUGACGCAUUUUUGCAAAUAGUUAAGGUACUUACCUUCUUGUAGGUUUAUUCCUUUAUCUGGUAAGAAGUUUUUGUCAUCAGUGUAUCUUAGCUGCUAAAUUUAUCAGUGUUUAUCUGUGGAACGUUUUGUGCCUCCUUUGAGUAUAAGCAGUCAGCCUUGGAGAUCUCCACUCGGUGGCAUUCACCUGAGGUGCUGAGGAAUUAUGCGCAGUUUUCCCGAGGAAGAAAACUGCCAGAUUUGUUCAGCAGGGAAGGUAGAAGGCGGCAGCUUCGUGGCGAGAACCUCUUUCCAAGUUAGUUCAUUCAGCUUGUGGAAUUUUUCCUGUUCAACGCCUAUAGCUGUUCUUUCCAGAAGUGUAUCGUUGGUCCUCUCUGCCAUUCAAAGGAAAAACCCAAGUUGAUUUCAGUGACUUCUGUUUGUCUAAGAACUGCAGUAGUGACCUUCUACAUAUCAGUGUUAAAAUUCUCAUUUUCAGAAGUACUUUGCCUUGAGCGUCAUUUUAAACUGUGCAUUUCCUCAUAAUUGUUUUUGUGACACUUCCAUGUGAUCAAUUUGUUAGACAAUGUUAUUUAUUUUUUAGUCUUUUUGUUCUUGAGAAUUAGUCAUCAGAGUUUGUAUUUGUAAAGGGUGUCUUGGUGGUAGAGAAAUUUUGUAUAGCGAAACUUUUUAAAAUGGCAUUAAAUGAAUUUUAUUUAAUCUCAACCUAAAUUAAAUACUUUUUUUAAAAAAGUCUUUUUAUUAAAUUCAUUAAUUCAUAAUAUCUUUCCAAGAGCUGCAUAUUUUCUUUGGAAAUAUGACACAAAAAUGAUGCAGAGCUUCAAAGAGCUGGUGUUUUAUGUAGUGCUUACUAUCUGCUUUUUCUUCCAGAUCAUCAAUAAAUAGAAUUUGCUAAUUUGCACUGACUGGGAGACCUGUUGCCAACUACAAACAUUUUCAUGCUAGUGAGUAAGUGUAGGAAGUUCAGGUUUACUGUUUAUUGCUUUGCCUGCAAUUUGUAAAAUGCAAACACUGAUAAUAUUUUAGAAUCUUAUGACUGCAAACUUGGGUCUCAUAAUACACUUUGCUGAGAAAUGGGUGUGAGAAUAUUUUGUGUGGAAGAGAGAAUUAGGGAGGUUCCACUGUACUGGGUCUGAUGUAAUUUUAUGUACUUGCCAACAGCUUGGAGUAGCGAUUGGCUAACGAGUGGGUGAAGUUUGUUGAUGACAAUUUAAUUGUUUUGGUUAUUAAAUGCUGUGGGGGAUUUUGAGGAACUCCAGAUACUCAUAAACUCCUUGAUAAACUGGUGACUAUGAUGUCAGAAGAUAUUUCCUUUGAGUUAAGACAUGGUAAUCUACUUUAUGAAACACAACAAAAAGAUAGAAAAAAAUCCUGUGAGCUUGAAAGCUUCUUUACCUUAAGACUAGUGGGGCUAUGAUGGACUAUUGCACGGAUCUAUCUGCUUUUUGACAGCUUUUGGAAAGGAUGUCAAGAUCUGUAAGGUCAUGUGGAACAGUUCAUGCUUAUUUGGAGUAUUUCCCAACGUGAUUGGUUCCUCUUAAACAUGGUGGUAGUGGGAAAGGAUGAAAAAGUCACGAAGAUGGUGAGAGGUAUUGAGUGUGGUUGUGACAUGAGACUGCAGCCAGGAACUGUUUGACUUAGAGGGUUUUUCAGGGAGGGGAACUGACUGAGGAUGUUCAAAAGUUUAGGACUUGAAAACUGGCCAGUUGUUCUGCUUUCAUCGUGAUGACGAGGGAGGCUGAGAUGGGGGAUCUAGAGAAAAUGUGAAAGAAAUGCUACUUCCUGCAUCCCAGCUGUGGGAUUCGCGGGUGGCCCCUUGCGGAAACGGGGAAGGCAUUUGUCUGCACGCAGUGUCGCUUUCGAAAGCGUUGCGAGUUGUCGCUGCUCUGCUGAAGCACCGGGAGGACUGCUGCCCACAGCGGAGUUGACUUGCUGAGCCGUGGCUCUGAUCUAGUGUGUCACCUUAUCUUUAUCUCCUUAGGAUUUGUACUGCAAGUACUGUGGUAGGUCAGGUAGGAAACCGUGCUAUUUGUAUUUACUUACCUAGACAGUCUCACUUAGAUGUAGCAUUCAAACUGCAGUGUUUCUCUCUCGUUGUUCUGCCAGUUGUGCAGGCAAUAUUUAACCUUCUAGUGCCUCAGUCAGCUAGCAAAAGGUGUUAUUCCAGGCCGCUGUCACUCAGCGGCAUGCCUGGAGUAAGAACUCAAGAGCUUCCAGGCCUGCAGACUUGCAAAUGGAUAGCACAGACUCCCAGUGUUGUUAUUUUUGUUGAUGAAAGGUUUUUAAAAACUUAGUGUACUGAAGUUUCUUUUAAUACUUGAAUAUUUUCAUUCUAGUGUGUAAUUCAAUGAUCUUGCAUGCAGGCUUUCUUAUGAAAUGUAUAAAAGGAAUUGCAACAGGAAAAGAUUCCUAAAACCAAAAAUGGGAAAAAUAUGUAAAUGAGUUGAAUUGAUAAUUCCCCGCUAACACAAAAGCUAGCGCUAGACUAAAUCAGCUGUUAUGAUUUGACUAUGCUGUAUCAUGGUUUAACUAGUUGUGACUUGUGCUUCUUUUUAACUUAUAGGGUGUUUCUAACUCUCUAACCAUGCAAUUUAUGUUCAGACACGAAGCUACUUCAAGAAUGAGCGGUAGUGUUUGAAAACUGACUGGAAACCAAUGUUUAGAUGUAGAAAGUACAAUUGUGUGUUUUUAUUAAUUAUGAUUUUCAGAAUUCAUUCAUCAGUGCAGCUAUUAAAAUUGUUAGCAAUUGACUUGUAUGCUUAGAACAUACUUUCACAAAGUAACUUCACUCCUGUUGUCUCCUUACUUACUUUAAUAUGCUGUCCAAUAAUAUUUUAAUGAAAUUUCAGAGUUGCAAAGACUUGUUUUCAAACUUUACUUGUUGGCAUGGAUAAAAUAUCACUAGUUGAUUUUGCAGUAUAAAAUGCACUUUUUCUUAAAAACUUGUAUUCAUAUCUGGUUAGUGUCUUAUGUGACUAGAGUGACAGUUUUGCCAAACCUGCAAAGUAGAAACAAAGCUGAGAAUAUUGUUGAUUCUUCACCUUGUUAAUUGAAACCUGAGAUCUGCUUCUGUUCAGUCUAUUUUAAGACAAAAUAGAGAACAAAAUGCCUCCCAAUAAAUAGGAAUCAGAUAUAGGAAAUGAGACUAUACACUGCCCUUAAAUAAGUCUGUGCUACUUAAAUACACGUUCAGGUUUUAUAUUGCACCAGCUUCUUGAAUUGAAAAUGUUUACUUUGAUUGAACAGGGAGUGCCUUGUCCUGUGCUGGGCUUACUUUUGGAAAGCAGAAUGGCGGUGAUGGGGACAGAUGAGCCAUUUGCACCUAAGGUGGGUGGAAAGACUGGGCUUUUAUUGCUAGGAGAAACUACUGAAGUUACUCAGUGUCUCCUUUAUCCAAGUAUGCUCUUUAGAAAGUGCACUGAAUUGAGUUCUUGAGGUUUUCUGAAACACAUUCAGACCCAACAAAGGAAAAGCAGAAUAUUUGCUACUUAACUUGUCCUUGUCGGUUAGAUUGGCCAAAUUCUUUACAGUUAUCCUGUCUGUUCUUUAAGGUUUUGUGUUUUGUUCAGACUUGGUUAUGCAUGUUGUAGCAUUGCUGAGCCUUUUGGGUCCCCCUUUUGUUAACUGUGGUGAAAUACCCAAACAGACAAUUGUUUAUCUCAGGUGUAAUCUCAUGCUUAUCAGGACUCUCAGAGCUACAAUUAUAAAUCUGUUGGGGCUUCUGUUUUUCUCAGUGUGUUCUUGCAGUGCCUUGUAAAACCAAACAAUCUAGUGUGUCACGAAAGGGCUGUGUAAUAAAGAACCGUUAACAUACUUUCGGCUUGCUAUUGCUAGACUGGACUUUGUACCUGAAAAUUUAAACUGAUAUUUCAAAGUAAAUAAAGAGUUUAACUCUG